Messenger RNA from Aspergillus pseudotamarii, 1242 nucleotides. RefSeq lists its product as uncharacterized. The transcript has 3 exons. Bases 198 to 1151 code for a protein of 317 amino acids. Gene Ontology annotation, molecular function: DNA-binding transcription factor activity, RNA polymerase II-specific; zinc ion binding. The record is from RefSeq and is a predicted model, not a curated record. Gene Ontology annotation, biological process: regulation of DNA-templated transcription. Lineage: Eukaryota; Fungi; Ascomycota; Eurotiomycetes; Eurotiales; Aspergillaceae.
GGACAGUAUCCACCUCCUCAGUGGAACACUAGUCAACCUGAGGAUAACCCUUCCGCUCAUUAUCCGCCGGCUUCACAAUACCCUUCUGCGGUCACUGACACAGUGGUCGCGUCCAGUAUCCUCCGGCUUCGUACCCUCCACCGAGUGCGGAUCACCAAUAUCCUCCGCCGCCGCAGUCACAGUAUCCGCCGCCCAACAUGGCUGCCAUUCACCCGCAUGUUCAGGGCCCGCAAGACCCCUACCGCCUUCCACCGCCCCCUGGUGCUUAUCGCCCCCCAGAUGUUUAUGCUCAAGCACCGCCCCAAGUGGUUUACCAAGCUGCCGCUCCACGACAGCGGACAGCUAUCGCUUGUCGUUACUGCCGGAGACGGAAGAUUAGGUGCUCGGGAUUCGAAAGUUCUCAGGAUGGGCGUUGCAGUAACUGUAUCCGCUUCAACCAAGAGUGCAUGUUCACACCAGUUUCCUCCCAGGCGCAAGCUUUUGUUCCUGCACAUGCUGCCUACCCACACCUGAGAAACGCACAGAACCAACCACGUGGUGGUGCCCCGGUAAUGCUUUACGGCGCUCAUGGUCAGCCUUUACCACCUCAACAACAACCUCAAGCUCCACCGGAUGCCACACUUCCCCCGCCACAGGGAAUGUAUCCCUAUAGCGCACCUCCACCCCUCUCAUCCGUCUCUCAAGAUCCUGUAAGUCCCAAGUCAUCCCUCUCCGCCGUAAAAGAUACCCUUACUCAUCGGUCCCUUUGUGAACAGAGACCUAUUGGCCGUCGCGGCUCCGGUUCUGGAUUCGAGUAUCCUGAUCCAACCAAUCUGGCACCCGUAACGCCGGCAACAUCUGCUCCAGGAUAUCAAGCGCAUUCUGCCUCAAGUCCAUACUAUCCACCCCCAGCUCAGCAUGAUCGACGUCCUUCUCCGCAGUCGGCGUAUCCUUACGAUAAUCGCCACUCUUCGUCUCCCCACAAUUCACCCUAUCCUCCUAUGCACCCUGGUCAAAGCGCGAUGACUCCCCCACCCACUUCUACUCCUGGUGGCUCGUCUCGUGGUGGCCUGAAUGUUCGUGACAUGUUGAAUCCAGGAGACAGCCAGGGUCGUUCCAGCACUGACAGUGAUAUGCUGAAUGCCCUAAACCGGCGGGGCUUGAAUCAGUAAGCCCACCAUGACACAUUCUCGAGACUCCUGCAAUGCGGUGAUGGUCUGGGUGGGAGCUGGGGUAGAUGAGUAAAUGUUGGUGCGAAUAGAC